CUGAGCAGCUUUCAUAUCCUCUCAUGUAAUACACAUGUAUAAAAUGAACUGGACUGUAACGUACCUGUUAGGUGAAACGACAGCUCACUGACAUCAUGCCAACGACAAACAGAAAGAAGCAGAAACAGGGGAGAGACACUGCGGUACAGGGAACCAAUGACAACAGUGUGGUGAGCAAGGUGUCUGCUGCAGCACAGGGCUACUUCCAGGAUGCCUUCCUUCAACACUUUGUCUCCAAAGUGGCCAGGAGAGCCCCGCUCAUUAACAGGGGUUACUAUGUGCGCUGUAGAGCUGUGGACCACUGUAUAAAGAGGUUUCUACAGAUGACUGAAAACUGCCCCGUAAGACAGAUUUUGUCUUUGGGCUCAGGGUUCGACUCUUUGUAUUUUCGGCUACAUGCGGAUGGAGCACUGGACAGGGCUGUUGUGUUUGAAGUGGAUUUCUCGGAUGUCACUCGGCGGAAGGCUGCUCUCAUCGCUUCGAAUAGUACACUGCAGGGCAUGCUAGACCCCGAUUUACCUUCUCUUACAGGCCCUUUAUAUGUGUCCAGUAGUCAGUACCGUCUGUUAGGUGUGGAUGUUAGAGAGGACUCUCAGGUGGAGGAGGCUCUCGGGGCAGCUGGGGUGGAUUGGACUGCUCCUACUCUAAUUCUCUCUGAAGUGGUGCUUACCUACAUGGAAACAAAAUGGUCAGAUGCCGUCAUUAGUUGGGCAGCAAAGCUCCUGCCCCUGUCGCUUUUCGUGAUGUAUGAGCAGAUCCACCCCCACGAUCCUUUUGGUCGGAUCAUGCAAGAUCAUUUUCUAAAACUGAAUUCAACUCUACAUGCCCUCCAACAAUACCCAGACACUGCUGCACAGACACACAGGUUCCUGGACAAGGGCUGGGAGCAGUGUGUGUGUCUGGAUAUGAAUGACUUCUACCUGAAGCUGGUUCCUGAGGAGGAGAGACACAGAGUAGAGAGGCUGGAGCCUUUUGAUGAGUAUGAGGAAUGGCACCAGAAAUGUUCCCACUAUUUCAUCCUCACUGCAUCUCGAGGUUCUUUGACAGCACAGGCUUUACUCACGCACCCUCCAGUGUCAUCCAUAAGCCUAUCUUGGAGCCCUGUAGCUCUGGUUGUGAGGACAAUACCAAUUAGAAUAGAGGAGCUGGGGAUGGCGUCCACCUUGGUGAACACAGGGCAGGUUCUGUUAACAGGAGGCUCCAGCAGAGUAGGCAGGGGGGCAAUAGCUAGGGUCCUCCUCAGAGGCCUCGAAGGCUGGAGAUCUGUCAGUGUGGAACCCUCAGUAGAUUUGGGUGUCCGAUUAUACCACACAGCAACCCCUGUCCCUGGAGGGGGUACUGUGGUAUACGGAGGUCGCUCCUCUCCACUCAACCCAGUUAGAGGCCUUUUCAAAGUAACACUUCAUCCCUGUGAUCCACCUGGUUCUGUAAACUCAGAGGACCGAGAUACAGUGAAACUUUGUGAGGAGCAAAUAGACUAUACGGGUAAUCCACCACCACCAAGAUGGAGACACACUGCUACAACGGUCAGCCACAAAGGCAAAGACUUCCUGUUUGUGUUUGGUGGAAAGAACGAGUCAGAGGCUGCUCUGGGUGAUUGCUACUUUUUGUGUCUAGAGCAGCAGCACUGGACUGAGAUCCCAGUACAGGGUGUAGCCCCAGAGGCCCGCCAUUCCCAUUCAGCAUGUCCAUACCAAGGAGGUGCAGUAGUGUUUGGAGGACUUGGGAAAAGGGGAGUGCCACUGGGGGAUACAGUAAUGUUAAGGCCCAUUGAGAGAGGCUUCUGCUGGGAAAGAAUAGAAGUGAAGCCCUCUCCUUUUCCCAGAUACUCCCAUUCUGCCCAUGUGAUUGGUGAAAAGCUGGUUGUGGUGGGUGGAGUUUGGCUGCAUUCAGAUGGUGUACCCGGUGUUGUCGUGAUCAACCUCACCACAGGCAGCAGUGUGGAGUUCAGCCUGGACACGACCUCAGUGCCAUGGCCUCUCAUGCUCCACUCCUUCUGCUCGGAGCUGACGGACCAAAAAAACCAAGAGCUGCUGCUGAUUGGCGGAGGAGGAAACUGUUUCUCCUUUGGGACUCAUUUCAACCCUCAGCCUGUCACUGUGGACCUGAGACCUGUGCUGGGAUAAAGUAUCUUCUUUGAGACUGAAAAGGAGCCUCGAAUAAGCCACAUAGUUAAAUACAUAAACUUGAAUUAUUUGAGGAACUUUCUAUAGAGCUUA
Molecule: messenger RNA, 2219 nt
Organism: Scomber scombrus (Atlantic mackerel)
Lineage: Eukaryota; Metazoa; Chordata; Actinopteri; Scombriformes; Scombridae
Gene: lcmt2
Product: leucine carboxyl methyltransferase 2
Exons: 14
Coding region: 96-2126 (676 amino acids)
Biological process (GO): tRNA methylation; wybutosine biosynthetic process
Molecular function (GO): tRNA methyltransferase activity; protein binding
Source: RefSeq, a predicted model, not a curated record